Molecule: messenger RNA, 3324 nt
Organism: Carassius auratus (goldfish)
Lineage: Eukaryota; Metazoa; Chordata; Actinopteri; Cypriniformes; Cyprinidae
Product: EH domain-containing protein 1-like
Exons: 5
Coding region: 391-1989 (532 amino acids)
Biological process (GO): endocytosis; endosomal transport
Cellular component (GO): plasma membrane; cytoplasm
Molecular function (GO): protein binding; GTP binding; calcium ion binding
Source: RefSeq, a predicted model, not a curated record
AGUAGGGCGCGAGCUCGCGGUGUCACGCGCAGAGAGCUGCUCGUCUCGGGCUGUGGGACUCUAGACUAGAGAGCAACAGCGCUGCCUCUCCAGCGGGUAUAAAAGAAACCAGUCUGCUGCAAGGUCGCGACCGAAGAGUCAGCGAACGUCACUCUGAUUCACAGAAACAGGCAAAGUCCGAAGAAAUCAAUUGAGUGAAAAUAAAGACAGCAGUUAGUUGAACAGCUGACGGGACCGACCCACCGCGCUGGCCGUCCGACGCUGGACACCGGACCGUUGAUUCAUCCCAACCGCUGGAUUAAACUGUCUAGAACCAGAGAAGAUUUUUACACAACCCCUAAAGUUUUUUUUCCCUUUAAGUAAAACGCUUUACUUUAAACACUGUGAAAGAUGUUCCGCUGGGCGAACAAUGACGGAAAGAAAAAGGACCCCGAACUGUUUCAGACGGUUUCUGACGGGCUGAAGCGACUCUACCGGACCAAACUCUUUCCCCUGGAAGACACCUACCGCUUCCACGACUUCCACUCUCCGGCUCUGGAAGAUGCUGAUUUCGAUAACAAGCCCAUGGUACUUUUAGUGGGCCAGUACUCCACGGGGAAAACCACUUUUAUUCGGCAUCUGAUGGAGCAGGAUUUCCCCGGGAUGCGCAUAGGCCCCGAGCCCACCACCGAUUCAUUCAUAGCGGUGAUGCACGGGGACCAGGAGAGUCUCAUCCCGGGCAAUGCUUUAGUGGUUGACCCCAAGAAACCCUUCAGAAAACUCAACGCCUUUGGAAACGCUUUUCUGAACAGGUUUGUAUGUGCUCAGAUGCCAAAUCCAGUGUUGGACAGCAUCAGCAUCAUAGACACUCCUGGAAUCCUGUCUGGAGAGAAACAGCGGAUCAGCAGAGGUUAUGACUUUGCUGCAGUGCUCGAAUGGUUCGCUGAACGCGUGGACCGCAUUAUUCUUCUCUUUGACGCACACAAGUUGGACAUCUCAGAUGAGUUCUCAGAGGUGAUCCGAGCUCUGAAAAAUCACGAGGACAAGAUGCGGGUGGUGCUCAACAAAGCUGAUCAGAUUGGGACCCAGCAGCUGAUGCGGGUGUAUGGUGCCCUCAUGUGGUCGCUCGGUAAAAUUGUCAACACCCCAGAGGUCAUCCGAGUCUACAUUGGCUCUUUCUGGGCUCAGCCUCUCCUGGUUGCAGAUAACAGGAAACUGUUUGAGGCAGAGGAACAAGACCUUUUCCGUGACAUCCAGGGACUUCCACGAAAUGCAGCGCUGCGCAAGCUGAACGACCUUAUCAAACGGGCCCGUCUAGCCAAAGUUCAUGCGUACAUCAUCAGUGCUCUGAAGAAAGAAAUGCCAAAUGUUUUUGGGAAGGAGAAUAAGAAAAAGGAGCUCAUUGCUAACCUGGGUGAAAUAUAUGCAAGGAUUGAAAAAGAACAACAGAUCUCUCCUGGUGAUUUCCCUAAACUCAGUAAAAUGCAGGAAGUCCUCGCUGGUCAAGACUUCACUAAGUUUCAGGGACUGAAGCCCAAGCUUGUGGAAGCAGUGGAGGAUAUGCUGGCCAAUGAUAUCGCCAAACUCAUGACCCUCGUUCGGCAGGAGGAGGCUGCCAUGCCCAGCCAGGUGGUCCAGGGUGGUGCCUUUGACGGCACCAUGAAUGGACCCUUCGGGCAUGGCUAUGGAGAGGGUGCUGGUGAAGGCAUUGAUGAGCUGGAGUGGAUCGUGGCAAAAGACAAGCCAACUUACGACGAGAUCUUCUACACCCUGUCACCCGUCAACGGGAAGGUCUCUGGUGCCAUGGCCAAGAAGGAGAUGGUCAAAUCCAAGCUGCCUAAUAAUGUUCUAGGAAAGAUCUGGAAGCUUGCUGAUGUGGAUAAGGAUGGGUUCCUGGACGAUGAAGAGUUUGCCUUGGCUAACCACCUCAUCAAGGUCAAACUGGAAGGUCACGAGUUACCUGCUGAUCUUCCUGAUCACCUUGUGCCUCCUUCUAAACGAGGACAGUAAACAAUUUGGGAAAAUAAAUAUUAUCAUUGAGCCAAUCUUUGUCGAGGUUAUGGAUGUGGGGAGGGUCUGGAAGCGUAAAAACAUAUAUAAAAAUAACAUUUUUGAUAUAAUUAAACAAUAUGCAUUAGCUACAGGAAUCGAGCCAAAUUGCUUUUAACUUAUCUGUCAAUACAAUUUGUCACCUUUGCUAUUCUUAUGUUCCUUGUUUGUUUUUUUGUUGUACGAUGGUAUGGUGGCAGGGAGAUAACUUGUAUUAGAAAGAGGCAUUUAAUUGUUGCUUAUCUUACACUGAUGCUGCUUAACACUUAAAGCUAUGCAGGGAGAAAUAGGUCUGCUUGAUUUUAAAACUACUUUAGCUUGGCUUAUGUGUCCAUAUUAUCUGGAUCCUGUGAACAAAAGAGCUUUAAAACUUUACCAUUUGGACUUUAUUUUGACCACCUUUUAAUGCUAUAAAUAACUAUACUAUAAACUAUAAAUGUAAAAUGGUGCUGCAUUCUUGUAUGGUUUGUUUCAAAAGUUUCUAUAACUAUUCAAAAGAAGGAUUCAAGAUUUUAUUUUUCACGUGCAAGUUAUAUAACAUACAACAAGCAGUGAAAUAAAAGUCUAGUGAAAUGUUGGAAGUGUCUAUGACAAGACAUUCAACGGACAGAUACUCCAGUAUGAUCUGUGUCUGUUGUAGCAUCACUCAUAUUAGUUUCUGUCUGCUUUUGAGUGCCUCACCCCGCUAUAAUGUCUAAAGCUUUUCUAUAAGCUUCUCUAUGAAUACUGUUCAUAUGUAGAUUUUUUUUUUUUUUUUUUGGUCUAGUUUGCAUUUUUUAAAAAAUGACCACAAAACUGAAUUUUUACUUUUCUAAACCGAGUAUUUGAGUAACUUAUUUUUUUUUUUAAUAAGUAUUAAUCCUCAAAAAAGGUGCAAAUGACAAUUAAUCAAAAAAUUAUUUAGUACUUGUAGUACUGUUUUCAUAUCCUAAUAUGGUUAUACUGAGAGUGUGUGUGUGUGUGUGUGUGUGUGUGAGAGAAACAUACCUGAAUUAUGCCACGAUUAAAAGCUAUGUUGGGGCUGUGCCAGGCUUAUGAAGGAGGAAAAUAAUAAGGCUUUGACACAUAAUGAGUUCAAAGGAGGAACAGUUGAGAUAUGAGAUUCUGAAAAAGACUGUUUAAAGAUGAGUGCUAGAUUAAAUGAUGGUAAAGAGCGCUUAAGACUCUAGAUUCUCUGUAGAAUCAGCAAGGAAAAUUAGAGGUUAAGAUCUGAUUUUGCAUUGAUGAGUAAAGUUAUUACUUAUACUACAUUAUCAGUGUUGGGGAGUUACUAAUAAAAUUACAAUAUAAAUAUAA